AUGAAAUUGACUUUGGCAUUGAGCUCCCUUCUGGCCCUGCUUCCUUUGGCCACCGCCGAGCAACCCGCCUGGGCGCAAUGCGGAGGUAUAGGCUGGACAGGCGGCACUGUCUGUAUCUCUGGAUGGACAUGCGUGUGGCUCAAUGACUGGUACUCCCAGUGCUUACAGCCGACGACGAGCGCACCGGCGACCACAACGCCGAGCACGCCGACUACGUCGACAGUACCGACAACAGUACCAUCAGCCUCCCCCGGAUUGGAUGUGGUGGCGAAAUCCAAGGGGAAACUGUACUUCGGGUCCGCCACAGACAACGGAGAGCUCAACGAUGCGCCAUACGCUGCCAUUCUCAGCGACAACAAGGAAUUUGGCCAGAUUACACCUGGAAACAGCAUGAAAUGGGACGCGACAGAGAGGUCCCGGGGUGUCUUCACAUUCUCUGGUGGCGACGUUAUUGCUAACUUCGCUGCGGCCAAUGGGCAACUUCUGAGAGGGCACACAUGCGUGUGGCACAGCCAACUUCCCAGCUGGGUCACUGCAGGCAAUUUCAAUGCAGCCGACUUGACUAGCAUCAUCGAGACGCACACCACCACCGUGGUUGAUCACUACAAGGGACAAGUAACUUCGGUCUUCUACACAACCCUCGGCUCUUCAUACAUUGCCACCGCCUUCCACGCCGCUCGCGCCGCCGACCCCGACGCCAAGCUCUACAUCAACGAUUACAACAUAGACGGUCUCGGGGCCAAAUCAACCGCCAUGACCAACCUAGUCGCACAACUGAAGGCCGACGGCGUCCCAGUUGACGGCAUCGGCAUCCAGGGCCAUCUCAUCGUCGGUGCGGUCCCAAACAACUUGCAAGCCAACUUCGAGCAAUUCGCCGCGCUUGGUGUGGAGAUUGCUAUCACCGAACUGGACAUCCGCCUGACCUUGCCCGUAACACCGGAAAAACUCGCCCAGCAAAAGGCCGACUAUCAAAAGGUGAUCGCUGCGUGCGCGGCCGUCCCUGCGUGCGUUGGUGUUACCAUUUGGGACUGGACAGACAAGUACUCUUGGAUUCCAAGCGUAUUUAGUGGACAAGGCGCUGCGCUCCCUUGGGACGAGACUUUCGUGAAGAAGCCUGCAUACGACGGUAUCGUCGCAGGCUUUGGAGCCUAA
This is a messenger RNA of Pleurotus ostreatus (oyster mushroom), 1152 nucleotides long. RefSeq lists its product as uncharacterized. Gene Ontology annotation, molecular function: hydrolase activity, hydrolyzing O-glycosyl compounds; cellulose binding. Gene Ontology annotation, biological process: carbohydrate metabolic process. The coding region runs from base 1 to 1152 and encodes 383 amino acids. The record is from RefSeq and is a predicted model, not a curated record. Gene Ontology annotation, cellular component: extracellular region. Lineage: Eukaryota; Fungi; Basidiomycota; Agaricomycetes; Agaricales; Pleurotaceae. The transcript is spliced from 7 exons.